CGGGCCGCGCCGGGCCGGGCGGGCGCUGCUGCCGCCCUCCCUCGGCACGGGGCCGAGCCGGGCCGAGCCGAGCCCAACCGGGCCGGACUGCGCUGAGCCGAGCCCAGGAGCCCGACCCGACCGUGCCGAGCGCGGCCGAACCGAGGCCGCCGAACCGAGACGAACCGAGCCGAGGAGCCGAACCUAGCCGAACCGAGCCGAGUCGAGGAGCCGAACCGAGCCGAACCGAACCGAGGAGCCGAACCGAGCCGAGGACGAGCAGAACCGAGUGGAGCCGAACUGAGCCGAGGAGCCGGGCCGAGCGCAGCCGAACCGAUCCGAGCGGGACUGGGCCGAGCCGAGCCGAGCGCAGCCGAGCGAGGCCGAACAGAGCCGAGCGCAGCCGAGCGGAGCCGAACCACUUCGUUUCCUCGCCGUUCCCCAGGGGGUGAUCUCCGUGCCAGGCGGGCUCGUGGCUCCCAGCCCCGUGUGCCACCAUGGCGUCCCGCAUCGGGCUGCGGAUGGAGCUGAUGAAGCAGCAGGCGCAGCAGGAAGCGGAGCGGGAGCGGGUGCAGCAGCAGAUGAUGAUGAGCUACAUGCAGCAGCAGCGCAUGCCCGUGGCCUCCAGCCCCGCCAUCAACACCCCCGUCCACUUCCAGUCCCCACCGCCCGUGCCCGGAGAGGUCCUCAAGGUCCAGUCCUACCUGGAGAACCCCACCACCUACCACCUGCAGAAGUCUCGGGACAAGAAGGUCCAGGCUUAUCUCUCCGAAACCUACGGGAACAAGUUCGCCGCCCACGUCAGCCCCGCCAGCCACUCCCCCAAGCCACCCCCGGCCGCGUCCCCCGGCGUCCGGCCCGGCCAUGUCCUGUCCUCCUCGGCGGGCAACAGCGCUCCCAACAGCCCCAUGGCCAUGCUCAACAUCGGCUCCAACCCCGAGCGGGAGUUCGAUGAGGUCAUCGAUGACAUCAUGCGCCUGGAUGACGUUUUGGGCUACAUGAACCCUGAAGUCCACAUGCCCAACACGCUGCCCAUGUCCAGCAGUCACAUGAAUGUCUACAGUGGGGACCCACAGGUGACGGCGUCACUGGUCGGUGUCACCAGCAGCUCCUGCCCCGCCGACCUCACCCAGAAGAGAGAGCUCACAGAUGCUGAGAGCAGAGCCCUGGCCAAGGAGCGCCAGAAGAAGGACAAUCACAACCUGAUCGAGAGGCGGCGAAGGUUCAACAUCAACGACCGCAUCAAGGAGCUGGGAAUGCUGAUCCCCAAAGCCAACGACCUGGACGUGCGCUGGAACAAAGGGACAAUCCUGAAGGCGUCCGUGGAUUACAUCAAGAGGAUGCAGAAGGACCUGCAGAGGUCCCGGGACCUGGAGAAUCACUCGCGGCGCCUGGAGAUGACGAACAAGCAGUUGCUGCUCCGCAUCCAGGAGCUGGAGAUGCAGGCACGUGUCCAUGGGCUGCCCACCUCCUCGCCCUCGGGCGUCAACGUGGCCGAGCUGGCUCAGCAGGUGGUCAAGCAAGAAGCCAGCGGGGACGAGGGGACCCUGGAGCCACUGCUGCCACCCCCAGACCCCGAAUCGCAGCCGCAGCCGGCGCUGCCCGCGCCGCCCCAGUCUCCCUAUCACCAGCUGGACUUCACCCACAGCCUGAGCUUCGACGACGGCUCCCAGGGCUUCCCAGACAGCCUGGAGCCCGGGCACAGCGCUUCCUUCCCAUCCCUAUCCAAGAAGGAGCUGGACUUGAUGCUGAUGCAGGACACCAUGCUGCCCCUUGCCUCUGACCCCUUGUUCUCAGCCAUGUCCCCGGAGGCCUCCAAGGCCAGCAGUCGCCGGAGCAGCUUCAGCAUGGAGGACGCGGACAUGCUGUGAUGGGGAGCUGCUGGGGCAGGGGCUGCAGCCCCAGCUUUGGGUGGGCGAGUCCCAGGACGCUCCUGGCAGGAGGAGCCCGUCCCACCGUGCACUUGAAUCUUCCCAGGAGUACCUUUCUCUAUGCAACGGGGCUGGGGUCGGGUGCCGCCGUGUCUUUCGCAGCUUCUUUUUGCCGGGAGUGGGAAUGGACCUUCCUGGCUUUGCCGUGGCGUUGGCCUGACUGCAGAUUCCACAGCCUGGAAGCGAGAUCUCAGCUGCUUUGCCUUUCAGCAGGACCCUCCUGGCCUCACCCCCUUCCCUGGGGUGAUGCCUCGGAGCCUUGAGGCCCCGGGAGCAGAGGGACAGUGCCGCGAGCUUUGUGUCCGGUUUGGUGUCUCCUCGCCUUGCUCUGGGAUCCUUCACCCCACCGAGUCUUCCCCAGCCCCUGGACACUUCCCAGUCCAUCCAGUUCCUCCUUCCUGGGAGCACCCGCUGCCUCUGGGCUCACAGGAGGGUGACAAGGUGUUAAUUAGCGCAUGUUCAUUAACAGGGCACCCUGUUGUCUGCAGGUGGGUGUUGAAGGCAUCCAGAACAUGUGGGAUGGGGGGUUUGAUGCUCCAGCGACCCCCUGUAGUCACCCCCACCUUGUGGGGCAGCACCCACCACCCCAGAACCUCUGGGCAAGGCUGCCAGGUGACCCUGAGCCCCCUGGAGAUGUCUGUGCCCCGUGACACCGAGCCCCGGGAGGAUAAAAGGGUUUUUGGGGGAUACUUCUUGCAAGUCCUGCCGGGCUGUGACCAGGGAUUGGUUUGUGCCAGCUGCCAAACCUGAGCUGCUGCUCCCAGCUUGGAAUUCGGGGGUUGUUUCUCUUCCCAGUGUCACCAGUUUGUUCCCCAGCUCUGCACUGGGGAGCUGCUUUGGGCUCCUCAGACUUCCCGAUCCAGCUGGAGGCUGGGAGGGAGCUGGGAAGGGCAGGGGGAUCACAGGGAAAAUCCUCCGGGGAUUUAUCAAGGGAGGGGAGGGAAGCUGGAGAGGAGACCCAACCCCUUGGCCAUUGUCCCCCUGGGCUGUGGGUGCUCCUGUGGGGCUGGGGGUCACUCUGUGCCCCCCAUCCUGCUCCUGGAUGUCCUGGGGGGCUGGAUUUGGGAUUGGAGGUGGGGAACAGCCCUGGAGAGGGGCCUGAGGGACGUGAGGGUGCGGGGAAGUGUGGAAGGCGGGGAGGAAGAGGGAGGAGGAGGAGUUGGAGCAGGAGCUGAGGGACACUGGGUGAGCAGAGAGGAGCUCCAGGUGCUCACCUGGAGAAGAGAAGGAUCCAGGAGACCCCCGAAGGGCUCUGAGCUGGAGGCUGGGGGUGUUCACAGGAGGCCUUGGCACCCUUUCCGUGCUGCCAUCAGUGCCUGGAAAGAGAAUUGUCCCCUCCAGGGCCACCCGGGGCCGUGCUGGGGACCUGUGGGAGUGGGAGAGCCUCGGAUCUGUGCCCUCCUGAGGAGCUCCAGGGCAGGAGCACAAAAUCCCACGGGAAAUUGGGAUUUUUGUGGCUUUAGGGUGCCCUUGGGCACUGCUCAGCACGAGAUGUCUCCCCUGGCUGUGAGUAAACAGUUGUGGAUUAUAAUUACAAUAUUUUUUUUUUAAUCUUUUUGGGAGUUUUGUUUGUUUUUCUUUUUUUUUCUUUUUUUUUUUUUUUUUUAAUGCACUGUGCUCUGAUUAAAAAAUUUUACUACUGUUUUAUAAAUAAAUGUAUAAAAGAAUGAACUGGAAUGGAAGAAGAAUCAUUAAAAAUAUAUUUAUUUACAACAUC
Molecule: messenger RNA, 3627 nt
Organism: Parus major (Great Tit)
Lineage: Eukaryota; Metazoa; Chordata; Aves; Passeriformes; Paridae
Gene: TFEB
Product: transcription factor EB
Exons: 9
Coding region: 477-1850 (457 amino acids)
Biological process (GO): humoral immune response; regulation of transcription by RNA polymerase II; positive regulation of DNA-templated transcription
Cellular component (GO): nucleus
Molecular function (GO): DNA-binding transcription factor activity, RNA polymerase II-specific; protein dimerization activity; RNA polymerase II cis-regulatory region sequence-specific DNA binding
Source: RefSeq, a predicted model, not a curated record